Molecule: messenger RNA, 479 nt
Organism: Staurois parvus
Lineage: Eukaryota; Metazoa; Chordata; Amphibia; Anura; Ranidae
Source: the annotation of a GenBank genome assembly
UGAUCAGCUGUGUCCAAUCACAGCCGAUUGCGAGCUGUCACGUUGACAGCUCGAGAGGAGAGGAGAGCCGGUAAUCGGCAUUCCUCAGAGGGGACAUGUGCACUGAUCAUCAGGGCACUGAUGAUCAGUGUGCCCUGAUGAUCAGUGUAGCCCCAGCAGUGCCACCUGUCAGUGUCCAUCAGUGCCAGCUCUCAGUGCUCAUCCAUGCCACCUGCCAGUGCCUACCAGUGCACAUCAAUGCCACAUAUCAAUGCCCAUCUGAGCUGCCUUACAGUGUCACCCAUCAGUGCCAGCCAGUGCCACCUAUCAAGGAAAAUCAGUGCCACCUAUCAGUGCUGCCAAUCAGUGCCACCUAUCAGUGCCAGUCAGUGCCACCUAUCAGUGCCGCCUAUCAGUGCCAGUCAGUGCCGCCUAACAGUGCCAGUCAGUGCCACCUAACAGUGCCAGUCAGUGCCGCCUAUCAGUGCCGCCUAUCAGUG